AACAACAAAACCUGCUCCUCAUCUCGAUGGUGUACAUGUUGUCUUUGGACUGGUUAUUUCUGGGUUUGAAGUGAUAGAACAAAUAGAAAAUCUGAAAACCGAUACUGCAAGUAGGCCCUAUGCAGAUGUACGAGUGAUUGACUGUGGGGUGCUUGUUACAAAAUCAGCAAAAGAUGCUUUGGAGAAGAAGAAAAAAGUAUGUUCUGACUCAGAAGCUUCAGACUCCUCCUCCAGUGCAUCAAGCUCUUCAGAAACGUCAUCUGAAAGUGAAGCUGAAAAUGAAAGAAGCAGAAGAAGAAAGCGUAAAAGAAGAGCUAAAACCAAGCAAUCAAGAAAACGAAGAAAGGAAGAAAGGAAGAAAGAGGAUCCAAGGUGCAAGCGAACCUCGAACCAAAGACGCAGCCUUUCUGACAAGAGUGAUAUAACAGAAAAAGCAGUCGAUGUUAGCACAAAGAGGGACAAACCUGUGGUACGUCCUGAAGAAAUUCCCCCAGUGCCUGAAAAUAGAUUUUUGCUGAGAAGAGAUGUGCCUGUUGUCAAUGUAGAACCUGAACCGAAGCUUCUUGAUGCUGCGCCAGUUCUGGCUGACCAGAAACCAUCGGUCUCCAAAUCUGGACGAAAAAUCAAAGGAAGAGGCACAAUACGAUAUCACACCCCACCUCGAUCACGAUCGUGUUCUGAAUCCGAUGAUGAUGAAAGCAGUGAGACCCCUCCUCACUGGAAAGAGGAAAUGCAGAGAUUGCGAACGUACAGACCACCUAGUGGAGAAAAGUGGAGUAAAGGGGAUAAGUUGAGUGAUGCGUGUACAAGCAGAUGGGAUGAAAGAAGCGCGUCCCGGAGAUCGAGAUCUUGGUCACAUAACGGUUAUUCUGAUCUAAGUACUGUGAGAUACUCUAGUCAUCACAAAAAGCACAGAAAAGAGAAAAAGAAGGUGAAACAUAAAAAGAAAUCUAAAAAACAGAAGCAUUUCAAGAAGCACAAGCAAACAAAAAAAAAGAAAACAUCAGCCUCAUCGGAUGUAGAAUCCUCUCAUUCCUUCCUCAGGAGGACAAAAUCGUCUUGUGAUCGUGAGAGGAAAUCUCGUUCUUCUUCGUUGUCUUCUAGACAUUCAUCCAGACGAGACUGGUCUAAAUCUGAUAAGGAGGACCAGAGCUCAUCGACUUUAUCAAGCAGAGGGACUCGAUCAUACUACAGGUCCAGGUCCAGAUCCAGAUCUAGGUCUAAAUCAAGAUCUUAUUCCCGAAGAAGUUCUAGAUCAAGGUCAGCCUCUAAAUCAUCACGUUCUCGAAGCAGAUCAAGGUCAAGUUCUAACCCUAGGCAUCAAAAGACAGUUUCCAAUUCUCCACGAAACAUUUCAACGCGGUUGAAUGAAAAUAAGUUGAACAAGACUGCUGAGCCUGUGAGAGCAGUCAUACUCCCGAGUGAUAAAGUUGUCAUACCACCAGUUGUCCCAGAAAGCCUCCCUGUUAUACCCUUAAGUGAUAGCCCACCGCCUUCAAGGUGGAAACCUGGGCAGAAACCGUGGAAGCCAUCUUACGAGCGGAUUCAGGAAAUGAAAGCUAAAACCACCCACUUAAUACCCACGCAAACCAGUUACAAUUUAGUAGUGGUUAAAGAGGUUAACCCUUCUUCCUCGUAUCACAAGCGACAGAGGAGUUCAGAUAGCGAUCGAAGCGGUUAUUCCAAGUGUCGGAGCGAGAGAAGCUCAGAUAGUUGGCUGAGAUCGAGGAGCAGGUCCUCUCGAAGUAGGUCGUACUCAAGAUCUUACACGAGAUCCAGAAGUCCAUCUAGCUCGAGGACAAAAUCGCGUUCCUCGGGCAGAUCACCAUCACUGAGCAAAUACCGCAGUGACAGGUCAGGUUAUAGCGAGUCAACGUCUUACUAUUCCCUUAGUGAUGACGAUAAACACAGAAACAAAAGAAAAUCAGCAUCAGGUGAUCAAAAAGCUCGGUCCCUUAAAGCGAGGCAAGAAACGAGCUCUGAAAGUACUGUCCCUUACAAGUGUACAAAAGACUACGAUGAGUCUUCUCAAGGACUGAAAGAGAGCGACAGUUUAUCAUCUUCAGACUUCUCUAGUGACAGCGAGCAUUCAGCCAAAAGGAAAGCAGUCCAAGAAAAAGAAGGCCGGUUUCAAUUAGGAGGAGAUACUCAGAAACAGGAUAAAAAUAGUUUAAGUUCUGAGAGAGGGGAGGAGAAACCCAAGCGCGAGCGGGAUUCUGAUCACGCUACAAAGAAGGCGGCGAAGGAGAAAUCUGCUGAGCAGCCUAGAGGUGGUGCGAAAACGAAACGAAAAUCCUAUUCGGGCAGUAAAUGGGACUCUGAAUCCAAUUCCGAAAGAGGAGAGGCAAGGCAUAAUAGGGGAGAUUCCAGACCCUCCUCCGGCAAAGAAGAAGGAGAGGCCACAUCGGGAUCUGAUACGGAGCGUAGCGUUCCCAAAAGGGUAAAAAAGCAAUCAAAUCCUUCAGAAGGCUGUCUGGAUUCUGAGUGUACGUGGCAGGCGAGCAAACAGCUGUCGUCUUCUGAAUCCGACAGUUCUUGUUGUAGCUCGACAAACGUGAGAGGAAAGUCAAAAAAACACAAACAUGGAUCGAAAAAACCUCUUAAAAAAUCCCAUUCCAAAAAAGCAAAAGAGAAAUCGAAAGGGAAAAAGGAAAAGAAACACAAAGUUCAGAAAAGAAAAGAAACGUUUCAUUGGCAGCCCCCCCUGGAGUUUGGGGAAGAAGAGGAAGAUGAGGUCAAUGAAAAGCCGGUUACCAAGGAUGAUAAGAAAGAAAAGCAGCUUAUGAGGGACAUGAAGGAUAAAACCCAAGUUUAUGAAAAGGAUGAAAUAGUUAAAGUGGGAAAUGGUGACAAGUCUUGUGUGGAUGAAAACCUUUUGGGUAAAAACACUCCAUGCAGUGCCUCACCGGAGCGCGGCGACCUCAAUAAAGAUGGCCUUGAAACCAACGCUCCAACCGGUGUUUUAAACUCAGGAAUAAGCGUGACUGCUUGCAAGAGCGAGCUGAAACAAGCUGAGGAAAGUAACCAGAACGGGUUGGAGGACGUUAUUCAGACAGAUGACAACAUGGAGAUUUGUACUCCAGAUCGUAACUCACCGGCGAAGGUGGAUGUGGACGUCUUGUCUCCUGUCCUUCUCACCGCGAAACCUCAGGCUUUAAGUGCUAGUAUAAACAAAGAUGUGCAGGUUGAGACCCCUGGACAAGACGCUGUCAAACUAGGAAACAGUAUUAUAGACUUUAUUAAUAUUAAAGAAGAAAAAGAGACGGGAAGGCCAGAAAAUAGCUCCGUCCCUGUGUCUAGUGCUAAAGACUGUAGCUUAAAAAGUGAGAUUGCUGAAAAUACACAAAGCAGCGUGAUAGAUAAUAAAUGGAAGCCUUUGCAAGGUGUUGGUAACUUACAAGCAGCUGCAGUUAGCGCUGCUGCAGAAGUUAAGAACGUAGCGUCAGCACCAGAGCCUAAACCAGCAGGUUUAAGAAUUGAAAUAAAAGCUAAGAAUAAAGUAAGGCCUGGGUCUCUGUUUGAUGAAGUUAGAAAAACAGCCCGGCUAAAUCGAAGGCCAAGGAACCAGGAAAGUUCCAGUGAGGAAGAAUCUCCAAGUAGAGAUGACAAUAGCCCGUCCAGGAGUCUCAGCAGGUCACGGAGUAAAUCGGGAUCGAAAUCCAGACACAGGACAAGAUCGGUGUCUUACAGCCACUCGAGAAGUCGAUCCCGAAGUUCUACCUAUUCAUACAGGUCAAGAAGCUACACAAGAAGCCGAAGCAGAGGAUGGUACAGUAGAGAUCGGUCAAGAAGUCGAAGUAGUUCCUACCACAGUUACAAGAGCCGUAGUCGAACCUACAGCAGAAGUAGGUCCAGAAGUAGUUCUUAUGGUCAUCACAGUCGAUCCAGUAGGUCCUACACGUACGAUAGUUACUAUAGCAGAAGUCGAAGCAGAAGUAAAAGGAGCGACAGCUAUCGGAGAUCUAGAAGUUAUGAUCGGCGAUCCAGAUCUUACGGCUCUGACAGCGAAAGUGAUCGCAGCUACUCAAACAAUCGAAGCCCCAGUGAAAGCAGCAGAUACAGCUGA
Leptosomus discolor (cuckoo roller) is the source of this 4066-nucleotide messenger RNA. Lineage: Eukaryota; Metazoa; Chordata; Aves; Leptosomiformes; Leptosomidae. The record is from RefSeq and is a predicted model, not a curated record.